Messenger RNA from Hemiscyllium ocellatum (epaulette shark), 4275 nucleotides. RefSeq names its product histone-binding protein RBBP7. NCBI's taxonomy places the organism in Eukaryota, Metazoa, Chordata, Chondrichthyes, Orectolobiformes, Hemiscylliidae. Gene Ontology annotation, cellular component: NuRD complex; ESC/E(Z) complex; nucleus. The record is from RefSeq and is a predicted model, not a curated record. Bases 118 to 1404 code for a protein of 428 amino acids. Gene Ontology annotation, biological process: regulation of gene expression. Gene Ontology annotation, molecular function: histone binding. The transcript is spliced from 12 exons.
UCGCGUUACUUGCGCGGGGGCGGUUGGAGAAGAGAGCGCGCGGGAUCAAUUGUUCGGAUCGGUUUUGAAUAAUUUAAAUUAAACCGUCAGCAGCGGCGGCCGCAACCCGUGUUCCGUAUGGUGAGAAUGGCGGAUAAAGAGGUUUAUGACGACGCAGUGGAAGAGCGUGUGAUCAAUGAGGAAUAUAAAAUAUGGAAGAAGAAUACUCCAUUUCUGUAUGAUCUAGUUAUGACACAUGCGUUAGAAUGGCCAAGUCUUACUGUACAGUGGCUUCCUGAUGUUACCAGGCCUGAAGGAAAAGACUAUAGUGUGCAUCGUUUGGUGCUCGGGACACAUACAUCUGAUGAACAGAAUCAUUUGGUCAUUGCGAGUGUUCAGAUCCCCAAUGAUGAUGCUCAGUUUGAUGCUUCUCACUAUGAUAGUGAGAAGGGAGAAUUUGGAGGAUUUGGAUCUGUGAGUGGAAAAAUAGAAAUUGAAAUUAAAAUCAAUCAUGAAGGUGAAGUGAAUCGAGCACGUUACAUGCCACAGAAUCCGUGCAUUAUUGCUACGAAAACUCCCACCUCUGAUGUGCUUGUCUUCGACUAUACCAAGCAUCCAUCUAAGCCAGAUCCCAGUGGUGAAUGUAAUCCUGAUCUUCGACUGCGCGGCCACCAAAAAGAAGGAUAUGGUCUCUCCUGGAACCCAAACCUAAGUGGACAUCUACUCAGUGCUUCAGAUGAUCAUACUAUCUGUCUUUGGGACAUAAGUGCAGGUCCAAAAGAAGGGAAGAUAGUAGAUGCUAAAACCAUCUUUACAGGCCAUACUGCGGUUGUAGAAGAUGUCUCCUGGCACUUACUGCAUGAAUCUUUGUUUGGAUCUGUAGCUGAUGACCAGAAGCUCAUGAUUUGGGACACAAGGUCAAAUAAUACUUCAAAACCGAGCCAUUCUGUAGAUGCACACACAGCUGAAGUCAACUGUCUGUCCUUCAACCCGUACAGUGAAUUUAUCCUAGCAACUGGCUCUGCUGAUAAGACGGUGGCAUUAUGGGACCUUCGAAAUCUAAAAUUAAAGCUCCACUCCUUUGAGUCUCACAAAGAUGAGAUCUUUCAGGUGCAGUGGUCGCCACACAAUGAAACUAUCCUUGCUUCUAGUGGUACUGAUCGUCGCCUCAAUGUCUGGGAUUUAAGUAAAAUUGGUGAGGAGCAAUCCGCUGAAGAUGCAGAGGAUGGACCGCCAGAACUACUGUUUAUUCAUGGAGGACACACUGCAAAAAUUUCUGAUUUCUCCUGGAAUCCAAAUGAACCAUGGGUAAUCUGUUCUGUAUCAGAAGACAAUAUUAUGCAAGUUUGGCAGAUGGCUGAGAAUAUUUACAAUGAUGAAGAACCUGAUACACCUGCAUCUGAACUCGAGAGCCAAGGAUCAUAAACGCCAUUUAACACCACCUCUUUAAAAAGAGUCUAAAAUUUAUUUAGGCAGAUAAUCGUAACAAGUUUCCAAGCAAUCUUUUUCCACUGAAGUGCUGAGGCUUGUGUAUAAGAAGCACUUUAUGCAAAUUCUGACGUGCAACUCCUUGGUUUUCAGUGAGCGUCGUACAGAAAUUUGGUAGUGUUUUGAGAAUGCAAAGCCUGAUUUAUAUAGUAGUGUGUAAUUGUAUUCCUUUAGUAUGUAUAAAAGUUUAUUGAUAGCUGCUUAAGCACAAAUGUGUAUACUUGUGUGUUGCGGUAUUACAUAAUAUACGGUCUGACUCUGAAAUGUGAUUGGCAGCAGGGGCACUAAUUCAAUGUGCAUAUAAUUUGGUUCCAGUGGAAGAGAGUUAAAAUUGCUAAAAUCUCUGCAAAGCAAUAUUUCAACUCUCAAGCUGAAGAUUUUUUUUUAAAUUCAAAGUACGUAUUUCAACACAUGAAAUUCUUUGGUUUAUUUCUGCCUAACUCCCUCCAAACCACCAACACAAAACUACACUGUAGUGGUUCUAAGUAGCAUUGAUUUUUUCCAGCUUAUUCUGAAAGCGUAUAACAACCAUGCCCACAAUUUUGGACUAAUUAGAAAUUAUUGCAUAUUGAAAGAUUUUAUCUACAUUUAUAAUCCAGCAUUAAGUGGUGAAAUGCUGCUGCAGUCUUCAGUAGUUGUGUAAGAGUUUUCUUACACUCUUUAAAGCUCUAACAUAUGUGCACUUAAGAAUUCAUGUAGACAUUUGCUUCUGUGUUUUCCUCAUUUUAACAACUGCAUUUGUGCACAUUGUAGAGCAGAGAUAUAAAAACAAUAAACUUUUGUAAUUUUUACAAUUUAGCUAUGUUUUUUAACAUCUAAACAUAAGAUAGAAAUUGAUCAACAUACAUAAAAUUAAUUUAGUUUGAUUUUGUAAAUCUGCUGUGAAUGAAACUUUAAGUCAUAUAUACAAGUAUAAAUUAACAAAUGCUGCACUGGUGUUUUUUCAGUUUCUCCCCCCUCUCUCUUCUGUUGUAAGAUGCUAGCCGAGUGGAUACCUAUUCACAAAUAUUGAAAGCAUAAGAAGUACAAUAUCCAUCCCCUCAAACCUGCUCAGCCAUUUCAUAUGAUCAUGGCUGAUCUUCUGCCUUUCCACAUCUUUGAAUCUCAAUCUAAAAAUGUUAUCUGCAGUUAUGAUGGAGCCAUCCAUAAUCUUCUGGGAUAGAGAAAUGCAAAGAUUCACAAUUUGAAUGACUUUUUUUAUCUGAAUCCAAAAAAAUUUGUUCUCAUCCCAAGACUACAUCUCUGUCCUAGGUUCCUAAGACAGGAGAAACUAAUCUUUCCUUUUCAAGUCCCUUCAGUAUCUGGUAUGUUUCAAUGAAGUCACCUUUUGUUUUUUCUGAACUCAACAUUGUUAUGAAUGAAGUUUUUGACUGCUCAACAAGUUACUUGAUUUCACGACACAUUGGAGGUGGAGCAGAAAGGUAAGAGAACAAUUUAAAUUACGUAUACCCUCCACUUUGAAGGAUUUUUACUCUGGGAUCUGUCCAUAUUUACAUAGAAACAUCAAUCACUUGUGUUGAUGCUAAAAUGACAAUUUCUUAUAAAUUUAACGCAGAAAGAAUGUCUAUUGCAGUUGCUUCUGCAAUAUUUGUUCAUCAAUAUUUUGUUUGUGACAUACUUCUGUCAAUGAAGAGAAAUAUGAUCAAUGGGCUGAAACCAUGAUGGAUACUGUAGGAUGUCAAUUUUUUCAAAAUCAAUAAAUAAUGGAAAGAAUCUUGUAUUAUGAAAAACAGAUCAACAUUCUAGUAACACAAAUGAAAUGUGCUAUUGGAAUGGCUGAUGUUCUGUCGUUGGUAUCUUGCACAAUUAUAAAGUUAAACCAGGUUAUAUAACACCAGGUUACAAUCCAACAGGACUGUUUGGAAGCUUUGAGUGCUGUUCCUUCAUCAGGUGGUUGUGGAGUAUGAGAUCGUAGGACACAGAAUUUAUAGCAAAAGCUUGGUGUGAUGCAACUGAAAUUACAUGUUGAAAAAGACCUGGAUUGUUUAAGUCCCUCAUCUUUUAGAAUGACCAUGUUGGUUUCAGUUCUUUCAUAUGUAAAUCUCAGAACUGUUUUUAGAAGUUACGUUCUCAAGUAAGCUCAAAUAAUGCAUUGGAGGUGAGAUCCUGUGUGAGGCUGUCUGUGCCUCAAUGUUCAGAUUGAUUCUAUCCCUAAAAAAGGGAUUUACAGAAUCUUACAUGAAUUCAUGCAGUUUUUGAGCAAAAUAAAAUGUAAUUCUCAAAUUACAAGUUCACGUCACAAAUGUGCUUGGGUUGGGGGAGGGAAUGAGUGUGGGAGUGUGUGAGAGAACAUAUGAAAAAGUUUAUAUAUGAAAGAUAGUUCUGAGUGAGUGAAUGGGGCUGUAGGAUUGUGAUUGUGUUUUUAUUCUGUAGUGUGACAUGAACUAAAGGUCAUUCCCAUGGGUACUGAACUUGGCUCUCCGCCUCUGUUUGGCCGCUUUGCGUUGUUGCCUGUCCCGAAGUCCAUUUUGGAGGAUGGUCACCCAAAGGUCCGAGGUCGAAUGUCCCUCCAAAUCAUGCAUAAUUAUAUACUUCCUCAAUGGAAUUACAAUAAUAAGUUGUAUUUUCUGUUCCAUGGUCCUGUUGACAUCAAGACAGACUGGCACCUGAAUGACACAUGCAGGGAUUUUUUUUCCAUGUCGAGAUAGGUAUUUAACAUGGAAACAGCUCUUUUUGACCCAAUGUGUCCAUGCCAAUCAGGUAUCCUAAACUGAAUUAGUCCUAUUUACUUGUGUUUAGCCCUUAUCCCUCCCAAAUUUCCUCCUAUGUGUACCUGUCCAACUGUUUUUUAAGUGUUGUCAUCAUAUA